UCUACGCAGUCCGCUGUAGUAAUAUGAACGUACACUUACGAACAUUAUUACUCUUUAUUUCUACAUUAUAUCUGACAAAUGGCCAAAACUGGGAUAUAACAAACGACAUAAAGGACAUUUUCGAGGACAAAACUGAAGACAUGAAAGCGUUUUUCGACGUACAGAGGAGCAGAGUGGAGAAGGCCCUGAACACAGGUUAUGUUGAAGCCGUUAAAAUGAAAGACUCUGUUAGCAGUUACGUAGAUGCACAGCAACGGAAGAUCAGUGCUGAUAUUAAUAGUUACGUGGAAAGUGUUAAGGAAAGUAGUAGAAAAGUUGCAGAUACAUGGUCGUAUUUGCCAAUAGAAGAACCUGGUGCUCGGAUGGAACAGCCAGACUUGGUGCUAUCAGUGCCAGGAGUUAUCAUUCGGAAUGGAUAUCCUUGUGAAACCCAUACAGUUGUUUCUGAAGGUUACAUUUUAAAUCUCCAUAGAAUUCCUCAUUCUAAGAAUAAUAAAGACGUUCCAAAGAAGACAGUGCUCUUACAACAUGGUCUGUUCGCAAGUUCUGCAGAUUGGAUCUUGAAUGGCCCAGAAAAAGGCCUGGCAUACGUGCUAUCCGAUGCAGGUUAUGAUGUCUGGAUGUCUAAUAUACGAGGAAAUAAAUACUCCAAGGAACACGCUUGGCUCAAAACAAAUACGAAAUCAUACUGGAAUUUUUCCUGGCAUGACAUAGCGCUUCACGACCUUCCUGCAGUUAUAGACUAUAUUGUUUCAAUUAAAAAAGGUGAUCCCAAUUUAACAUACAUCGGACAUUCUAUGGGCACAACUAUUUUAUUUGCAAUGUUGACUUUAAGGCCAGAAUAUAAUAAUAUCUUGAAAGCGGGAUUUGCUUUAGCGCCGGUUGUGUUUAUGUCUGAUAUAAAAUCACCUUUGAAAUCUCUAGCGCCAGUAGCUUCCAACAUAGCUUAUAUGGAAAUGUUAUAUGGCUCUCACGAGUUUAUGCCAAAGAAUUCUGCCCUAGGAAGGAUAUCCAGUUCCUGCAAUGAGGACAAUAUGGAUUCAAUGGUGUGCAAGAAUAUUAUUUUCUAUAUCUGUGGCUAUAACGAUAAGCAAUUUAAUAAAACACUACUUCCCGUAUUCAUGAGGAAUCUAGGAACUGGAACGUCAUGGAAAACAGCAGUGCAUUUCGCACAAGAAGUGAAAUCUGGUGGUAACUUCCAGCAAUUUGACUAUGAAUCGAAUAACCCAAGAGUUUAUGGUGCACCGACACCACCUGAAUACGAUUUGAGUAAAGUCACCGUCCCCAUUACACUAUUUUGGUCAGAAAACGAUCUACUAUCCAGUGAAAAAGACGUUCAAAUGCUAUACGAUAGAUUACCAGCAACUACGAGGAUGUACAAAAUAGCGGAUCCUGAAUUUAACCAUUUAGACUACCUUUGGGCGAAGGACGCCCCCACGUUAUUGAAUAAAAAGCUUUUAGAAUAUUUAGACGAUACGUACAAGACAGGAAUAGGAGGAUUUUCUAUCAGCUUCAAUAUUGGUAAAUGAGUUUCGAAAAAUAAGAUAAUUCCUCGUCGAGGGUGACGCCAAAAUGUUUCUCGUAACGAAGUAAUCGAAGAAUAUUGGGAACGUGACAUUUUCUAACAGCUUUGUUGAGUGUCGUUUUGUAUUGUUUACUACGUACUGUGAUAAUAUGUUAUAUAAUUUAUUGUAAUAAAUGCGUUAUCUGCAAGCUCA
Colias croceus (clouded yellow) is the source of this 1718-nucleotide messenger RNA. RefSeq names its product lipase 3-like. Bases 24 to 1529 code for a protein of 501 amino acids. Lineage: Eukaryota; Metazoa; Arthropoda; Insecta; Lepidoptera; Pieridae. The transcript has a single exon. The record is from RefSeq and is a predicted model, not a curated record. Gene Ontology annotation, biological process: lipid metabolic process.